AUGCCAGGUAAAGGUAUCUGUACCCACUUUGACUUGUAAAAUUCGCUGGAAUGCCAAUGGUUUUUGGAUUGUUGUAACCAAAAAGUGUUUGCUGUAACUGAGAAAUAUAAGCAAUGCACAUCACAGUCGAAGAGCAAACAAGUAGCAAACCAGCAUAACGGUGUUUUUGUCAUCUCGAUGGUCCAGUUUUGUCUUUUAUUGUGCUUUUUAAAAUCCGAGUGCUGAAUCCGAUGUCACGGACACCAGAAUUUGUGCUGGAUUUUAUCAAUAAUCUGCUGCUAACUAAUUGCGGUAUGGUAUGGUGUGGUAUGAUUCAGUGAGCGAAUAAAAUAGAGCAGCCAUCCGGAAGCUAACAAAACAUGAAGGAAAAGCUAUAAUGUCCAAGAUGACGGAUGUUUUAAAGUUAAGCAAUGGAAUGUAUCACUAGAAGCGCACAGUAAUGCGAAACAUCAGCAAUGAAAAGGUAGAACGUGAAGCGAACAGGAUGAGUAAUGAACGAAUUCAUGGUAGCUACGAGUCUUCCGCCCCGCACAAUCAACAGCAGCAUCAGGAAGCCACCGAACACGAUGCCGUUAACAAUCGGUUCAUCGAGAAACAAGUGCCGGAAGUGGCCUACUGUCUUUCGUGUCGAUCCCAGUUCAGUGAAUCGUUGCCAAACGAUAUUAUACAGCAUUACAUGAACCGCAGGCACGAACCGUGUUGUCGUUGUCUGUAUUGCAAUGGGCCUAUGUAUCGGUACAGGGAUAGCAAGGAUAAUGUUCAGUAUUAUCACGAUUGUCACCGAUAUAAACGCUUCCUGGAUGGUUCAUGACUUCGCGAACCUAUUCAUGGAAUAAAAGAUGUUUUCCCCUUAUACAAUGCUAAUGCUUUACUUGGUGCAAAAGCGUAGUGCUAUUGUUCUCACUGUUUCUAAUGUGAAAAUAGACUGAUGAUUCAAAUAGAAGUUAGACAACGUUGUACGGCACACUUUUCUUAUGUAAAGCCAAUAUCGAGUAAAUCGAGUUUUAUUCAGUAA
Anopheles funestus (African malaria mosquito) is the source of this 1015-nucleotide messenger RNA. RefSeq lists its product as uncharacterized. Bases 440 to 811 code for a protein of 123 amino acids. Lineage: Eukaryota; Metazoa; Arthropoda; Insecta; Diptera; Culicidae. The transcript is spliced from 3 exons. The record is from RefSeq and is a predicted model, not a curated record.